CAGAAAAAAAUGCAUCUUAGUGAAGCUAUCGCACAAAGACGCUAUGUUUCGACUUUCAUCAGAAACUACUCGGCUCUUCAUGCCCCGGAACAGUAUCUACCGCGCGAUAUCAUUCCAGAUACAGCCGAUGAUAACGAUGCUGGGGUCCCGGAAGACUACGGUGGUGGAAUAUCGAUGCCUUACUUUGGUCAUUCGCGUCCUUCAAUCGACUAUUACAACAGUAACCUCAUAGUGCACACCUUCGUCGUG
Molecule: messenger RNA, 249 nt
Organism: Phytophthora sojae
Lineage: Eukaryota; Oomycota; Peronosporomycetes; Peronosporales; Peronosporaceae
Exons: 2
Source: RefSeq, a predicted model, not a curated record